This is a messenger RNA of Hypomesus transpacificus, 701 nucleotides long. RefSeq lists its product as uncharacterized. Lineage: Eukaryota; Metazoa; Chordata; Actinopteri; Osmeriformes; Osmeridae. The coding region runs from base 93 to 701 and encodes 202 amino acids. The record is from RefSeq and is a predicted model, not a curated record. The transcript has 2 exons.
UCAACUGACUGUUUCAUAGUUUUAGUAUAGAUCAUAAAACAAAAGUUAUUCUUUAUCUUCUUCCAACUGUGCAUGAUGAUUUAACCAUAAUCAUGCAGGUGACUUUGGCUGAAUAUGACAUGAAAGUAAAGAGAAAGGUCAUGUCUGACAUUGAGAAACUGCGCAAGCGUAAUGAGGAAAGGUAUUCUCAGGAGAUCCGUGCGGCAGUUGAGAAGAUUGCCGAUCGAAAAGCUAGCAGUGAAGUUCUGGCUAAAAGAAAGAACCAAAAUUUAAACACACAAACUGCCACAAUCCUUGAGAGGGACUUUAUGCUACAACCACAGCAUGCCAAGACUGUUGCCAACCAAAAGAAGGAUGAAAUUCUGGAAAAGGUGAAAGCAGUGAUGGCAUCCUGCAUAGCUGGCAACAUUGAGAAAACACAAAAGGAGGAGCAGAAAAUUGCUCAGCAGAACUUAAAUACGGUGGAAAAGAAAUACAAGGCAGAACUGACGGCUCUAAAGGAGAGGACACGAGAGCUGGAAGCCGUUGUGGACAAGACUGCUCAAGAUCUGCAAACUGCCAUUGCAGAUAAGCAGGUUUAUGUGGAUGACCUGGAGGAGACCAGAGCAGCAUUUCUGAAUUUCAUCAAUCUUCAAUUCAAAGACUUAAAGCCUGAUCAAGCUGACUUCAUACUCCCACCCAAGAAAACUGACAGGAAGUGA